CGGGCAUGGGGUAUAUGAGGGAGCCCGGUGUGCGUUGCUGGAGCACCCCGUCUAGCCAACUUUCCUUCAUCGCCAUGUCCUCCCAGGCUACCAAGCGCAUCACCCGCUCGAUGAGCACCCGUACUGCCAAGCGCCAACGUGUCCAUGAACAACUGGUCUCCUUGGGAAUCGAAGAAACCCUUUCUGUCCUCCUGGUCGUCCUCUCGGUCCCCGAGCUGAUCGAGAUGCUCCCCGCUUGCAGUCUCGCGAAGCUCAAGGCAACUUCCAGCGACGUGAGGGCUCUGCUCUCGACCAAGACCGUGGGGAUUCGCAUCUGGGCCGAGUGGUUCAACAAGCAACACCACACCAGGCUCCUCUCCGAUGACUGCGUCCAACUGGUCAAGUAUUUCCCUGCUGGACCAGUUGCCUUCAACCUCAAGUGGUUCAAGUUCAUUCCGGGGACCGUGGUUUCAGCCGAGUUCGUCCGAGUCGUCACUCGUUUCCGCCGAGACAACUCCGAGUUCCAGAUCGUACGACGACUCCUCGAGGCCAAGCACGUCCCCACUGCAAUGUGGUUUGUCAAGCGCAUGGUCUGGAAUGGCGAAAUCCACAGCAAAUGCCUUUCCGUCUUGAGCAACAAAUCCAAGGCGCUCGACGACUUCCUCCUCGAAGAACGUGACAUCUUCCUCGGAUCACCAUCGAUCGAGAUCAACCAGGCGUACUUUCAGUGGCUCGAGUCAUUGGACGCAUCCGAACUGAAGGUCAAGUUCGCCCUCCACGAAUGCUAUCGAUAUGGCAGAGGUACUGAUGCCAACCCGACCAGAGCCUUGAAUCUUCUGGUCGAAUGCGCUCGAGGUGGUUAUCACGACAGCGCCCAGCAGAUCUACGACAUCUGCCGACAUGGGUGGAUCCGAAAUGCGCCCCAAGCAUCGUCCGUCUGGCAUUGGUUGUCGGAUUCGUCGGGACACAGUCUCCCUGAAAGGGACAGGACCCUUCUGUCAAUCUACUGCAUGAAGAACUCGAUUGGCUUCCCUCGAUGGAUGAACUGCAAGGCGACGUAUCAGUAUAGGCUGCUCAUGGCGUACAGGGAUGGCAGCAUGAUAGCACGCCAGCAAAUCCUCAGCAUUUCCCCCAGUGCACCACAUCACUGGGAUCGUCCUGAUCACUGGGUUGAUAUGAUCGCUCCGAGCCAUAUCGUUGCAGCCAGAAACGAUCCACAGGUUCAAGCCGUGUUUAUGGACUUGCUCAAGCGCUCCAUCAUGGUCAAGAACAAUGGUGCUGCUAUUUGGUCUCGCUACGAGAGGCUCAUUCGCGAGGUAUGCAUGCAGUGAAUGCAGUGUACAACCCCUUCUUCCAAUCCUCUUCCGACCCGCUCACAAGCGACGACGUUUCACUUCCGAGUCUCUUACGAGUUUUCAGCCCCACACCAUGUUUAUCGAGCGAGCUUCACUUCCGAGUCUCUUCCGAGUCCACUCCAUGGAUGGAUGGGUGGGC
This is a messenger RNA of Polychytrium aggregatum, 1473 nucleotides long. RefSeq lists its product as uncharacterized. The transcript has a single exon. The record is from RefSeq and is a predicted model, not a curated record. Lineage: Eukaryota; Fungi; Chytridiomycota; Chytridiomycetes; Polychytriales. The coding region runs from base 6 to 1310 and encodes 434 amino acids.